Colias croceus (clouded yellow) is the source of this 6254-nucleotide messenger RNA. It is a transcript of the gene TppII, whose product is annotated as tripeptidyl-peptidase 2. Gene Ontology annotation, biological process: proteolysis. NCBI's taxonomy places the organism in Eukaryota, Metazoa, Arthropoda, Insecta, Lepidoptera, Pieridae. Bases 13 to 3810 code for a protein of 1265 amino acids. The record is from RefSeq and is a predicted model, not a curated record. Gene Ontology annotation, cellular component: cytosol. The transcript has 24 exons. Gene Ontology annotation, molecular function: serine-type endopeptidase activity; tripeptidyl-peptidase activity.
CGGUCAUCAAACAUGGCAGACGUACCGAUCGAUUGUGAUUUCCCUGUCUGGGGAUUAUUGCCGAAAAAAGAAACAGGAGUUGUUUCUUUUUUGAACAAGUAUCCAAAUUAUGAUGGAAGGGAAUCUAUUAUUGCAAUAUUUGAUUCGGGCGUUGACCCGGCGGCGUCUGGGCUCACGAUCACAAGUACAGGAAAAACCAAGGUGAUAGAAAGAUUCGAUUGCAGCGGUUGCGGCGAUGUAGAUACAAGCACAGUAAUAAAAAAAGUUGUAGAUGGAUGUAUCACCGGUAUUACGGGUCGCAAGUUAAAGAUUGAGGAAUCAUGGAAGAACCCCACAGGGGAAUGGCGCGUGGGUGUCCUUUAUCCAUUCAGUCUAUACCCCACGAGGGUGAAAGAGAGGAUACAAGAGCACAGAAAAGAACACUUUUGGGAUGUGGGUCACAAAAAGGCAUUCGCUGAAGCCAAUAAACAGUUGCAGGACUUUGAAAAUGAAGUUGUUUCAAAAAAUUCAACUCUCAGUCCAGAAGAUAAAGUAAUGAAAGAGGAAUUGGAAGCCAGAGUGGAGGUGUUACAGAAUGCUGAAAAGAAGUACAAUGAUUUGGGUCCCACUUAUGAUUGCGUGCUGUUCCAUGAUGGAACUGUUUGGAGAGCAUGUAUAGACACGUCAGAGACAGGGGACCUGUCAACAGGGCCUCUGCUGGGCGAGUACAGUGUGACGCACGAACACACGCACCUAACUGCCUUGGAUGAGAUGACUGUUACCAUUAAUGUACAUGACGAGGGCAACACCCUUGAAGUUGUGGGGAUGUGCUCGACCCACGGCACGCACGUAGCUGCUAUCGCGGCCGGCUACUUCCCAGAGGAGCCAGACCGGAAUGGAGUAGCGCCUGGAGCACAAAUAGUAUCAUUAACCAUCGGUGAUAGUAGACUAGGGUCUAUGGAAACCGGUACAGCACUGGUUCGAGCCUGCAUCAAGGUGAUGGAACUGUCAAAUAGUAUGAAAAUAGAUGUUAUAAAUAUGAGCUACGGUGAACACGCGCAUUGGUCGAAUGCUGGUCGUAUUGGUGACAUAAUAAGCACGGUGGUGCGUCGUUACGGCGUGUCGUGGGUGGUGUCGGGCGGCAACCACGGGCCUGCGCUCGCCACCGUCGGCGCGCCGCCGGACAUCGCGCACCCCGUGCUCAUCGGCGUGGGCGCGUACGUGUCGGCGGAGAUGCAGAGCGCGGCGUACUCGAUGCGCGCGCGGGCCCCAUCCGGCGCGUUCAGCUGGAGCUCGCGCGGGCCGUGCGCGGACGGCGCGCUCGGGCUGGCCGUGUGCGCGCCUGGCGGCGCCGUGGCGUCUGUGGCGAGGUUCACAUUGCGGAAUUCGCAAUUAAUGAACGGCACUUCCAUGGCGGCACCACAUGUAGCUGGAGCAGUUGCGGUACUUAUAUCGGGUUUAAAAGCAAAGAAUCUACCGUAUUCGCCAUAUUCAAUGAAGAGGGCACUUGAAAAUUCUGCUACGUAUCUGGAUCAUGUGGAGCCGUGGGCGCAGGGAUGUGGCUUACUUAAUGUGGAAAAGGCGUUCGACAUACUGUCGACACAUCACGCAGCCGCAGAGCGCGACGUGUCGUUCAACGUGUCGUGCGGCGCGGAGGGCGGCAAGGGCGUGCUGCUGCGGCCGCGCGCCGCGGAGCCGCCGCGCGACGUCGCCGUCACCGUCGAGCCCACCUUCCUGCACGACCACACCGACCCGCGCAACGAGGCGGUGAUCCACAAGCAGAUCCAGUUCGGCGUGCGGCUGGCGCUGACGUGCGCGGCGGAGUGGGUGAGCGCGCCCGCGCACCUCGAGCUGGCGAACGCGGCGCGCGCGCUGGCCCUGCGCCUGCACACCGCGCGCCUGCCGCCCGGCGCGCACUUCGCGAGUAUAAACGCGUACGACGUCACGUGCGUGGAGAAGGGUCCGGUGUUCCGCAUCCCUGUGACGGUGCUGCAGCCGGCGCCGCUGCCGGAGCCCUACGUCAUAUCAGAGACCAAUGUGCUGUUCAAACCGUCCACCAUCAAGCGGCACUUUGUUAUACCGCCGUUGAACGCGACGUGGGCGGUGCUGAAGCUGACGCGUUGUGACGGCGAGCGCAGCGGGCGGUUCCUGGUGCACUGCAUGCAGCUGGCGCCGCGCCGCAGCUGCCGCACGCACGAGACGCAGAAGAUGCUCACGCUCGCGCACGACGCGCCCGCGCUGCUGCCCUUCCAGCUGCUGGGUGACGUGAUGCUGGAGGUGGUGAUUGCGAAAUACUGGGCGAACCUCGGCGACAUGACGGUGGACUACACGGUGGAGUUCCACGGGCUCAAGCCAGACUUUGGGCCGAAGCUGGCUCUGAAUGCACAUUCGCUGGGCUCCGUACUGAUCGCGGCGUUACGGGCGCAUGAUGUGCAACCCAGUGCACAGUUGAAGUACUCCGAGCCGGUGUAUCGGCCGACAGAAUCAAAAAUAUGUCCGCUAACGAGUCGAGACAUUAUCCCGCCGUCGCGGCAGAUCUACCAGAUGAUAAACACCUACACUUUUCACAUAGCUAAGCCCACUGAGGUUUCCCCAAUUUUCUCGUUGCUAUGCGACAUGCUGUACGAAUCGGAGUUCGAGUCCCAAAUGUGGAUGUUGUACAAUUCGUGCAAGCAGCUCAUGGCCGUGGGCGACGCGUAUCCUUCAAAGUAUUCCGUGAAGCUGGAGAAGGGCGAGUACACGGUGCGGCUGAGCGUGCGGCACGACAGCAAGGCGCUGCUCGAGCGGCUGCAGGACGCGCCGCUCGUCGUGCAGCAGCGCCUCGCGCAGCCCAUCGCGCUCGACGCGUACUGCUCCGUGCACGCGGCGUUAACUGGCGGCAAAAAGUUUACAACGGCCACGUUACCGGCUGGAAAUUUGCUCCCCAUCUACUUCACGCCUAUCCCUGCAGAUAAGUUGAGCCGGUCGAGCGUCACGGCGGGGCAGACGCUCACGGGCACGGUGACGUUCGCGAAGGACGAGGGCGCUCGGCGCGCGGACGCGCACGCGCUGCAGUACGCGCUGUGCGAGGCGCCGCGCAGACGGGACGCGCGCGACAGGGAGCGCGCCGAGCGGGACAAGCGCGCGCACGAGGACUACCGGGACGCGCUCAAGGACCUCGCCGCCACCUGGAUGCCCAAGCUGGAAGGCGAUAAAUUGGAACAAGUGUACGAAGAAGUGCUAGAGCGGUUCCCCGGCUACCUCGGCGCGCAUGUCGCCUACCUGCAGGCCAUCGACCCGCACACGGAUAGCAAGAAAUUACCCACACUCUCAGAGCCGGAUGUAACGACGGCGUGGUGCGAGCAGCUGAUCGCGAUAGCUGACAAAGUGCUCAAGGGUGUGGACCAGGAACGGUUGCUGGCACAUCUCGGGAUGAAAACAGAUACUAGGCCGGAUGCUGCGAAGAUUAAACAGGAGCAGGAGAAGCAGCGCGGCUGGGCGGUGGAGGCGCUGUGCCGGCGCGGCGCGGCGCUGUGCCGGCUGCACGCGCUGGCGGGCCCGGCCGCGCGCGCCAAGCUGGCCGACGCGCUCGCGCACAACCUCGCCGACCUGCUGCACUUCGCGGACCUGCCCGACACCAAGGUGAUCCACUACGGCGUGUGGCACUGUUUCACACUGAAGCAAUGGGGACGGGCCAUCAAGCUCCUGCACAAGAUCCAAGAGGAGCGGCCAUCGCGUGACGUGGACGAGCGGCUCGUGGCCGCGUACAAACAGCUCGGCUACGAGCACCUGGCUGAAGCUACAGCUAAAGCGAUGCCGAUUAAAUAUCCCAGCGCGUAUCGCCCGUUUUGAGACGCGGUUACAUACGCAAUGUAUGGGGCGGUGUGUGCGUGACACGCGCACAUAUGUGGGGUGGUGUGUACGUGACACGCGUGCAUGUAUGCGUACAUGUGUGGGGACACGCUCACGUGUGAACACACACUCGUGCGCAGGGUGUACGCGUGACACGCGUGUGUAUGCGUAUAUAGCGUUAUAGAUGUGGGAGUACGUUCACGUGUGCACACACACACAGACACAAUCUACGGAGCGGUGUGUGCGUGACACACGUACAAGUGACACACGUAUACUAGUGAUGUCAAGCUGCGUGACACACGUGCACGUGUGGUGUAUGUGAAGCUGCGUGAUAUAAUGUCACGUGACAUACAGUCAAGCUGCUUGAUACUAAUUUACAUACACGUGUAUUCGUGUUAAUAUCUACGUGAUAUACCAUGUGUAUAUUAUCACGCGAUAAAUUUAAAAUAACGUAUUAAAAUGUCACAAAUUAGUACGCACAUUGCGUGCACGUGUGCGUACGUGAGUAUGGAGUGUGUCACGCAGUUUGACGGUGUAACAUUUAACUCGCGUUAUUAAAGGAUGCAGUAUAGAUAAUUAAUAACUCAGGCCCAGGAAUCACAGAAACAAUAGAAAAUCUAUUGUGUCGUGGACCGAUCGGGCCGCCCGGGGCUCAAUUGGGUUAAUAUCCAAUUUAUAAUUUUGAGUGUUGUUAUUAUUUGAAUAAAUGAUAAAAGUGACGAACUUUUGGUUUAAUCACGUACAUUUGUUUUUCUAUGUGUGUGUUUUUCAAACCGCAAAAGAAGCGGAAGUCAAAAAAUAUUGAAUCUUCAUUUACAUAAAUGUGCAAAUAUCAAUAAAAAUUUAAAAUAUCUUAAAUGCAUCCUUUAAUGAUACAAGUUAUUAUACAGACGUAUGGAAGCACAGUUUGAAAUUAGUUUCUUUUCAUUUACAAUUAUUAAUAAUUUUCGGAAUUAUUAAAAUGUUCUGUGAUUCAUUUAAUAUUUUAUGUAUAUCAUUUUUUUUUAUUUUAUUUCAAUGUGUUACUAAAUUAUUGUCGAACUGUGUUUCUGUGUAAUAAUAAAUAUAAGUACGUAACUUUGUGCAGAUUAUACACAAAAAAACGCCAUUAAUGUCGGAAGUCAGUUUCUAUUUGAUAGUGGUUUAGAACUGCGGAUAUCGAGUUUUGAUUGCGUUGAAAUUUUUUUUUUUUCAAGUUUUAGUAAAAUACCAGUAAAAAAAUGUAUGCGUGUACUAGAGUACACACGUAAGAAGUGAAACUUAGGGAUAAAAAAAAGUUGGCGCGUAACGCAAAAAUGUCACGCCUACGGCGUAACGGAAAAAUGUCACGCAUACAGCGUAACGCAAAAAUGUUACACUAAAUUUUUGUCCAACCCCGAUAAAGAAGUUUCACUUCAAUAAAAAAUACAAUUUCAACUGACUUCAUAAAAGGAGGCUUUUCAAGUAGAUUAUAUUUUUUUUUGUUUGAACAGAAAACUGUUUUUAAUUUAUUUAUUUGUUUGUUGUGUAGUUGACAAGCUUUUUUUUGUAAUAAAACAAACAUUUUUUUUAUUGUUUAAUUGUAAUUUAUACGUACUCAUACUUUUAUUUUUCGCUAUCAAAACUCGAUAUCACAGAUUGUUACUUAACAAAUGAAAUAAAUUCGUAUAGAGAAUAAUUUUAAGUAGUUAUAUUGAAAUGUUGAGGUUUUAUUGAAGAAUUGAAUGUAUUGUGUAUCUAAUUUUUUUUCGGUUUGAUAAAAGAUCGGAUGUAUAGAUUUUACUAAAUGAAGUUUUAAUUAAGUUUGUUCAUGUUGACAAAGUUUUGUUACAUUAUGUGUAGUUAAAAAUAAAUUAAAUAAUCUGAUGAUACGAUUGAACAUACUUAAUAUUCUCUCUUAAGAAAAAUCCCUUACUUAAAAAUAAUCUUUAUUUUAAUUCAAGAUUCAAUUCUUCAAUAAACCCUUUCCUGUUAUUUUAAGACACACCGAUUUCUCAAACGAUACUCAAGUUGAGUUGUUACUCAAAGUUGAGUUCCGUUUGAGCAAUCGGCCGAUAGACAAAUAUACAUUUGUACAAAAUCAUGGUGUUUCGCUUUGUGAAGUUAAUGCUUCGUUUGUAACGGGACAAGUAUAUUUUUCUAUAUAAAAAAAAAUGGUUUUUCCAUCUAUUAAAUCCACGAAUAUGUGAUUUUUAGCGACUCAAAUAUUAUAAUCGAAUGCAGUAUCUAAAAAUAUUGGUUAUAAAAGGUUUUCAUUAACCGUCUUCCGUAAAUAACCUCCUCCUUUUUUGAAGUCGGUUAAAAAAUACUUGUUCCGUAAUACAAUGUGUAUGAAAAAAAUAAUUAUUGUGUUUUAUAUAUUGACAUCAGGGUGCUCAUGGCGUGCUCAAAGUGGUGUACCGUUGUGAUAUUUUUAUAUUAUAUAAAAUCGUUUAGAAAAUAUAAAUUGGGAAUUAAAAUCGUAA